Molecule: messenger RNA, 3457 nt
Organism: Jaculus jaculus (lesser Egyptian jerboa)
Lineage: Eukaryota; Metazoa; Chordata; Mammalia; Rodentia; Dipodidae
Gene: Ttll1
Product: tubulin tyrosine ligase like 1
Exons: 10
Coding region: 426-1754 (442 amino acids)
Biological process (GO): protein polyglutamylation; microtubule cytoskeleton organization
Cellular component (GO): cilium
Molecular function (GO): tubulin binding; tubulin-glutamic acid ligase activity
Source: RefSeq, a predicted model, not a curated record
AGGACAGCCUGGGACUACAUAGUGAAUUCCAGAUCAGCCUGAGCUAUAGUAAGACCCUACUUCGGAAAAAUAAAAUAAAAAGUACUGCAAACUGAGUCAGACCCAGGACAACCGUGCUCUGUGCCUCCUCUUGCCACACAGCCCAUCACUUCCGUCUGAGAACUUGUCCCUGAGCAGUAUGGUGUGGGCAGGGCCUGUUCUGCCUCCAGCCCUGGCAACCUCACCACAUGCUGCUUUGUAGUUUCUGACUCAGUUGCACUGGAGUGUUUGUGGGUGACUGCUCAGUUACCACCUUCACUCCCUGCUAGACCAGGGUUUCUCAGCCCCUCACAGCUGAUGUUGGCAGGGAUUGGUGGUGGGGGUCCAUCUGUGUAUGGUGGGCUGUUGACCAGUGCCCCAGCCUGCCUCUCACACUAGAUGCCACAAUGUCUCUAGACAUCACCGGAAGUCAGAAGGGAAUGGACUGGCCCUGCUGGACCAUGGCAGGAAAGGUGAAAUGGGUCACUGACAUCGAGAAGUCUGUGUUGAUCAAUAACUUUGAGAAGAGAGGGUGGGUCCAAGUGACGGAAAAUGAGGAUUGGAACUUUUACUGGAUGAGUGUGCAAACCAUCCGAAACGUGUUCAGUGUGGAAACUGGGUACCGGCUCUCCGACGACCAAAUAGUCAACCACUUCCCCAACCACUACGAACUGACCCGCAAGGACCUGAUGGUGAAGAACAUCCGGAGAUACAGGAAGGAGCUGGAGAAGGAGGGGAGUCCUCUGGCAGAAAAAGACGAGAAUGGAAAAUACCUCUAUCUGGACUUUGUCCCCGUCACCUACAUGCUGCCUGCGGACUACAACCUGUUCGUGGAGGAGUUCAGGAAGAGCCCGUCCAGCACCUGGAUCAUGAAGCCGUGCGGCAAAGCCCAGGGCAGGGGCAUCUUCCUCAUCAACAAGCUCUCGCAGGUCAAAAAGUGGUCUCGGGACAGCAAGACAUCCUCGUUUAUGACUCAAUCCACAAAAGAAGCGUAUGUGAUCUCCCUCUACAUCAAUAACCCGCUGCUCAUUGGUGGGCGGAAGUUCGACCUGCGCUUGUAUGUCCUGGUGUCCACAUAUCGCCCGCUUCGCUGCUACAUGUAUAAGCUUGGGUUUUGCCGGUUUUGCACAGUGAAGUACACCCCGAGCACCAGUGAGCUAGACAACAUGUUCGUCCACCUCACCAAUGUGGCCAUCCAGAAGCACGGAGAGGACUACAACCACAUCCACGGGGGCAAGUGGACCGUGAGCAACCUGCGGCUCUACCUGGAGAGCACGCGCGGCAGGGAGGUGACCACCAGGCUCUUUGACGAGAUCCACUGGAUCAUCGUGCAGUCCCUCAAGGCUGUGGCGCCCGUGAUGAACAAUGACAAGCACUGCUUUGAGUGCUACGGUUACGACAUCAUCAUCGACGAUAAGCUGAAGCCCUGGCUCAUCGAGGUUAACGCCUCCCCAUCUCUUACCUCCAGCACUGCCAACGAUCGGAUCCUUAAGUACAACCUGAUUAAUGACACACUCAACAUUGCAGUCCCUAACGGCGAGAUUCCAGACUGCAAGUGGAACAAGUCCCCCCCAAAGGAAGUUCUUGGCAAUUAUGAAAUUUUGUAUGACGAGGAGCUGGCCCAAGGCGAUGGGGCCGAACGAGGAGAGCUCAGAAGUCGCCCUGGCCAAACCCCUGGGCCCAGGGGGUCCCGGUCGAGAGACUCAUCAAGAUCUGUCCUCACAACAUGGAAGUGACCAGUGAGCAGCAGACAACAGACCCCAGUCUGGGCCUUCUCAACCCCUCCUCACCCCAGGCCCUGCUAAAGACCUAUUUUGGAGAUUCCUUUUUUCUAGAGCACUUCUUUUCCAAGCCCUGUAAAUGAAUGAAGGCCCUCUGCCCUCUGGAAGGUGGAGGAGUCUGUGUCACCAGGCCUGCCAGGGCCUCACGGAUCACACAGGCAAGGACGGCUGCAGUGCGCGAAGCCACUCCAGUGAUCAUCCCAUCUGUUAAGACAAGUUAAAACAGGAGGAUGCGGCCGUGGGAAGCAGUGCGUGUAGCCUGACAGUGAUGUCGGCUUUGUUCUAGCUUGACUGUAGAGAAAACAGGCAUGUAUCAAGACCCCUGCUGCAGUGCUCCCGGGGACCUGGCUCUGUCACCUCAGUCUCCAGACGAGGCCUGCACAGCACAGCCGACGAGCACAGACAGUCCUGCUGGGUGGCCUCUGUGGUGCCAGCAUCUGGAUUUGUCAGCUCUGUCGGCAGCCAUCAGCAGGGACAGGCCACUCGAUUGUGUUGACACAGAGCGUCCCUGGGCACCAAGGACGUAGAGGCGUACAGGGACACCACCUGACUCUGCCGACGUAGCUCCUGCUGUGCGAGUGGGGUUCUUUUCACAAUCCUUUUUCUGACAGUCACACUGGACACUUGGCUGGUGCAUUAGUUACGGCCGUGAAUUUAUCUUGAAAGCAUGCUGUGCCCGGCUGUGCUAGACUGGGUAGACACCACGGCACCUGAGUGCUUGGCACACAUACGCCCAUAUGUUUAAUGUUUCAUGUUUCACUGCUAACUAAGGACAGUUCCUUGUUUGUUUUGUUUUGUUUUUGUUUUUCAAGGCAGGGUCUCCCUGUAGCCCAAACUGACCUGGAAUUCACUAUUUAGUCUCAAUGUGGCCUCAAACUCAUGGCGAUCCUCCUAGGUCUACCUUCCAAAUGCCAGGAUUAAAGGCAUGUGCUACCACACCCGGCUUGGAAAGUUCCUUUUAAAUAGGUGUGAUGCUGUAUUAGGCGAGAGGUGUCGCACAACUGAAGAAACUGCAGUGUGGGCGAUUCUGCCUUCUGGCCUGGUUAGGAGCCACGCUGUGUACAUUCCUUGCUAGGUAGGUUCAGUGCUGCUGGGAGUCAGUGUAGGGUUUAUUCUCUGGGUCAGACCUUUGCCAUUUACUAGCUAUUAUCUAUGCUGUGCCAUGGGUUCUUUGGACCUUUUUUUUUUUUUGAAGGGGGAAGGGUUUGAGUUAGAAUUUCACCCAGGCUAAUGGUGAUGGAAUUCACUAUAUAGUCUCAGGCUGUCACAGCAGUCCUACUUCUGCCUCCAAAUGCUGGGAUUGAAUUAAAGGCGUGUGACCCCACUCCCCACAACCUUAUUUUUUUCCCCUUGAGAUGUAAAAUGGGGACUAGGGUCCAGCAUGGUGGCACACACGUGUUAAUAGAAGCACUUAGGAGGCCAAGACAGCACCACAGGCUCAUGGCUAGCCUGGACGGUGUCACAAAACUAUGUCCUAAAUGCCUCACCCUGAAAAAUGGGAACUAGUUGUAUUUGCCUCAGAAAUAAUGACUGGGGCUGGAGAGAUGGGUUAGCAGUUAAGGCGUUGUCCUGCAAAGCCAAAGGACUGAGGUUCGAUUUUCCAGUAUCCAUGUAAGCCAGAUGCACAAGAUGGCACAUGCAUCUGGAGUUUGCAGUGG